AUGGGCUUGUUGAACGUCUUCACUUCAAUCAAGGAUCGAGCUGAAAAGUUUCUUAACGAGAAGAACGUGGUCACUGAUUUUCUUGGAAAGAUAGAGGAGAAGACAGGAAUUAAGAAGAAGGUCAUCGCCAUAGGUGCUGUCUCACUGACUGGACUUUAUCUGGUAUAUGGAUAUGGUGCUGCUCUCCUCUGCAACCUGAUUGGAUUUGUCUAUCCAGCAUAUUACUCAGUUAAAGCCAUUGAAAGUCCCUGCAAAGAAGAUGACACUAAGUGGUUGACUUACUGGGUGGUGUACGGUGUCUUCAGCCUUGGAGAGUUCUUCUCUGAUAUUUUCCUCUACUGGUUUCCAUUUUACUACUUCUUUAAGUGUCUGUUCCUGUUGUGGUGCAUGGCUCCCAUGUCAUGGAAUGGCUCCCAGAUUAUUUACAACAAAGUGGUUCGGCCCAUCUUCCUCCGCCAUGAGGCCACGGUGGACAACAUGGUCAGUGACCUCAGUGGGAAGGCCAUGAGUGCCGCUGAGAACCUCACCAGAGAAGUACUAUGCACUCUGAUGAAGAAUAAAACUCUAGUGACACCCAUGCAGCAGGUUGCCCAGGCUGAACCUAAGAGUUUACCAAGCUCAACUGGACAAACAUCAAAUGCAAAAGUUGCUCCAUCUGAGCCCAGUGAAGAGGAGCGUAGAUCAGAUAGCAGCAGAAGAAGAGGAGGCUCUGUGAGGAAGAGGAUGAGAGAGUGAUGUUUUUACCCUUCGUCCUGAAUGAUCCAAUCAAAAAGUGCUCCUUAUGUCACAAAGACUCUGUUAAAGGGUCAUAUUUCUGUAGAAAAGGGGAAUCUCUUUUAACUUUCUUGGAUUUGAGAUUUGGAGCCGAUUUGUUGUCUUAAGAUGUUCAACUCCUGAAACACUUGAUCCAUGUAACCUGCGCUGACAGAUGUUGACAGCUGCUGUCUAAUCCAGGAGCUGUAUGCCAGAACAACUUCAAGACAUGGGAAGAUAAAUCUAAUUCUGACCUUCAGUUCCACUUCACCCACAUAAAGUCCAAUUCAGUUGAGACUAAAGGAGAGCUGAGUCUCCUAAAAACAAACAAGUUCAUGUUGCUUACCUGUU
This is a messenger RNA of Cyprinodon variegatus (sheepshead minnow), 1104 nucleotides long. RefSeq names its product receptor expression-enhancing protein 6-like (gene reep6). The coding region runs from base 1 to 735 and encodes 244 amino acids. The record is from RefSeq and is a predicted model, not a curated record. The transcript is spliced from 6 exons. Lineage: Eukaryota; Metazoa; Chordata; Actinopteri; Cyprinodontiformes; Cyprinodontidae.